Molecule: messenger RNA, 619 nt
Organism: Notodromas monacha
Lineage: Eukaryota; Metazoa; Arthropoda; Ostracoda; Podocopida; Cyprididae
Source: the annotation of a GenBank genome assembly
UUUUUCUGUAUCGUUGAAGAUCUCUUACGGACGUUUGAGUGCGCGUUUCUGUUGUUGCGGGUUGAAGUAGCAUUUAGACAUGUUUCGACGCUUUCCUGGUCGUGCUAUGAUGGGAUAUCAUGACGGUUUCGGAAUGGAAUCUCAUGUGGAGGAAAUCAAGCAGAUUGAACGACCGAUUGAUAGAGAGCGCACUUGUCCUCUACUUCUGAGACUCUUUUACCAAAUAGGUCGCCACCACGCUCCACACGAAUACACUCAAGGAAAAACUCCGUUGAAUGAAUUACAAAUAUACACGUGGCUAGAUGCUAGUCUUAAGGAGUUGACUUCUUUGAUCACGGAUGUGAAUCCUGAUGCCCGCAGACGUGGAACUCACUUUGACUUUAAACUCGUUUGUCCUGGACCGAAUGGAUACCGACUCGUUGAUGUUGGAAAUACGUGUACUGGUAUGAGAAAUCCCGACGACUCCAGAACUCUCGCUCAAAUCAACUUCGUUAUUGGAGACUACAUGGACAUCUGCAUUACUCCACCGAAUCGUGUCAUUCGCGGAGGACGACAAAGACAAUACUAAAUAUGAAAAUUUUUUUGUGGAAUAAUGAAAAUGUUUGUAAUGCGUUCAGAA